GUUCUUGCACACACCAGCAUGAGCCGACUCAUGCUCCGUGCCAUCGCGCUGCCUCUACUACUCAGCACGUCGCUCAUGGCGGCGACUUGCCCAUAUACGGCCUACACGUCGUCGUACUCGGCAGCCUAUUGCGGACCUUCGGCGUCGUACUGCAUCGUCGACAACCAAUGCGCGGUACUCAAGGCGCUGUCACCGACGAGCCCCAGCAAGCCUGAAUUAUUUCUCAUCACUGAGUCGGCGUCGUACUUGGCCGAGCUGCCGGCGGGAGCCACCUCUGUCUCAUUUGAUGGCACACGGAUCCAGACCGUCGGCAACCUCUCGUCCUAUCACAGCCUCACCUUUUUGGGAAUCACCAACAACCCGAACCUCAACAUUGCAUCAGCGAUCUUCCCGCCCAACGUCAACAGCUUAAUGAUUACGUACUCGAACGUGACGCAACUGCCGCCGGCCUUCCCACCGCUCGCUCAACUACAGCUGCAAAACAACAACUUGACGAGCAUCCACGACCUCAACCUCAGCACCCUCUCGUACCUGGAUCUUUCGGGCAACCCGCUGCACGACCUCCACAACGUUUCGUUUCGCACAAAGCUCGAAUUCUCGUUGGCGGGCAUUGAGUUGACGACUUUUCUCAUCGACAAGGCAACGCUCAAGGCGAUCGAAGCAACCGGCAGCUAUUUCUCGCCAAAGAGCAUCGACGUGAGCUCAUCCUGUGUGGCGCCCAAUACACUGCAGACGCUUUGGAACACGGUCAAGAACUUCACCGUGUGCACCUACCCCGGACCAGCCGCGACGACCAUUGUGCCGGCGACACUGCCACCAAACCCGACGUCCUUGUCCGCGGCAGCGAUCGGAGGUAUCGUUGCCGGCGGUGUCGUGGGCGUGCUUGUACUUGGCCUCAUUGCUCUCUACGUUGUCCGUGCCCGCCGUCGCGAUGACAAACUGAUGGGACGUCGACCGCCGCUCACAACGACAGCCAACACCCAAGACACGGGAUCGAUGGACCCUUCGGGACGCCAGCCGCACGACCUCAGUGCUCUCUUUGGCGCACGGCUCGACGAGGACGACCUCGUUCGCUCGACGUUCCUGGCUGAAGGCGCGUACGGGCAAGUGUGGCGUGGCUCCUACAAAGGCAGCGACGUAGCCAUCAAGUGCUUGCUACCGGGAAAAAGUAGCCACGUGGCGCUCGGCCACCUCAUUGACGAGAUCCAGCUGACGUUCCAGAUGAACAGCCCGUACAUCACCAAGACCCUUGGCGCCAGCUGGCGCGUUCCGUCCGAGCUGCAGAUGGUUCUCGAGUACAUGGACCGUGGCGACCUCAAGAGUGUGCUCGAGACGACCAAAGCAUCGCCCGACACGCUCUUCCCGUGGGAUGAGAAGGUCGGAGCCAUGUUGGCCAUCGCAGAAGGCCUUGUCUACCUCCACUCGCUCGAUAUUAUCCACCGGGAUCUCAAGUCCCGCAACAUCCUUCUCGAUACUGUCAAGGGUUGCAAGCUCACCGACUUUGGCACGUCGCGCGAGGUCACGACCGCGACCAUGACAGUCGGCGUCGGCACGUACCGCUGGAUGGCGCCCGAGAUUCUCCAAGAAAACCACUACACGACCGCGGCCGACAUGUACUCGUUUGGUAUGGUAGUCUCGGAACUCAGCACGCACCAUAUUCCGUACGCGGACCUCCGCAAUGACAAGGGAAACGCGCUGGUGGACACGGCCAUCAUGAGCCGUGUGAUCCAAGGCACGAUCCAGCCGACAAUUGGCGAGAGCUGCCCGUCGUGGAUCCAGGCGCUGGCCACAGCAUGCUUGGCGCAUGCACCCGAAGAUCGACCAAGUGCUUUGAAAGUCGCACACUGCGUCCGCCAACACGUGCAGACAGCAUUGUAACUCGAUACAUUGAUACAAAAUCCGUGGUUCACUGGA
This is a messenger RNA of Saprolegnia diclina VS20, 1914 nucleotides long. RefSeq names its product TKL protein kinase. Gene Ontology annotation, biological process: protein phosphorylation. The record is from RefSeq and is a predicted model, not a curated record. NCBI's taxonomy places the organism in Eukaryota, Oomycota, Saprolegniomycetes, Saprolegniales, Saprolegniaceae. The transcript has 18 exons. Gene Ontology annotation, molecular function: protein kinase activity; protein binding; ATP binding. Bases 19 to 1878 code for a protein of 619 amino acids.